This is a messenger RNA of Camelus dromedarius (Arabian camel), 6339 nucleotides long. RefSeq names its product glycoprotein 2 (gene GP2). The transcript has 11 exons. Lineage: Eukaryota; Metazoa; Chordata; Mammalia; Artiodactyla; Camelidae. Gene Ontology annotation, cellular component: apical plasma membrane; cell surface. The coding region runs from base 4 to 1584 and encodes 526 amino acids. Gene Ontology annotation, biological process: neutrophil migration. The record is from RefSeq and is a predicted model, not a curated record.
CUCAUGGAAAGGAUGGCUCACGUCCUGUGGCUGGCUUUGGCCUCCUGCAUUCUGACUCUGGCUUCUACAGAGCAGCGAGGUUCCGGAAACCCCACCAACGCCCGUUCCUAUGAGCAGGACUUGGAAUGUGGAGCCCUGGGCCCCUCAGAGACCCAGCUCUGUUUUGACCCCUGCCAGAAUUACACCCUCCUGGACGAACCUUUCCGAAGCAAGGAGAACACGGAGGAAGAGCAGGGCUGUGACAUGGACAAGCACGGCUGGUACCGCUUUGUGGGCGAAGGAGGAGUGAGGAUGCCGGAGGACUGCGUCCCUGUGUUCCGGUGCCAGACGGCUGCUCCCAUGUGGCUGAAAGGCACCCACCCCACCCUGGGGGAGGGCAUCGUCAACCGCACAGCCUGUGCCCACUGGAGCGGCAACUGCUGCCUCUGGAAGACUAACGUGCUGGUGAAGGCCUGCCCGGGCGAGUACCACGUGUACCGGUUGGAGGGCACCCCCUAUUGUAAUCUGGGAUACUGCACAGAUCCUGCCUCUGCCACGCCCCCGUGUGAUAGGACCUGCCGCCCCGAGGAGGAGUGCCUUCUUGUCGAGGACACCUGGGACUGCUUCUGCAGAAAGGACCUCAACAUUUCUGAUGUCUACAGUUUGCAGCCUCAGCUGGACUGUGGGGCCAGCGAGAUGAAGGUGUCACUGGACAAGUGUGUGCUGGGAGGCCUGGGGUUCGAGGGUGAGGUCAGUGCCUACCUGCAGGAUCAGACCUCGAACUGCAGCAGCACCAUGCAGAGAGAGGAGAGGAACUGGAUAUCCGUGACCAGCCCCACCCAGGCUGGGGCCUGCGGAAACGUUCUGGAGAGAAACCAAACCCACGCCAUCUACAAAAACACCCUCUCCCUGGUCAACGAUUUCAUCAUCAGAGACACCAUUCUGAGCAUCAGCUUCCAGUGUGCCUACCCGCUGGACAUGAAAGUCAGCCUCCAAACUGCCCUGAAGCCCAUUGUAAGUUCCUUGAACAUCAGUGUGGACGGGGAGGGAGAGUUCAUUGUCCGGAUGGCCCUCUUCCAAGACCAGAGCUACACGUCUCCUUAUGAAGGGUCAGCAGUCGUGCUGUCUGUUGAAUCCAUGCUCUAUGUGGGUGCCAUCCUGGUGAGAGGGGACACCUCCCGGUUUAACCUGGUGUUGAGGAACUGCUAUGCCACGCCCACUGGAGACAAGAACGACCCCGUGAGAUAUUUCAUCAUCAAAAAUGGCUGCCCAAAUCAAUAUGAUGCCACGAUCAACGUGGAGGAGAAUGGGGUGUCUUCAGAAAGCCGGUUCUCAGUUCAGAUGUUCAUGUUUGCUGGAAAUUAUGACCUGGUUUUCCUGCACUGUGAAGUUUCUCUCUGUGAUUCCCUUAAAGAACAGUGUGAACCGUCUUGCUCAAGAAGUCAACGCCGCAGUGAAUUAGUGGCUAUCGACUCAGCCCAGGUUCUAGAUCUGGGACCCAUCACUCGGAGAGGUGCCAUCGUGGACGGAGCUCCCAGCACUGCAGGGUUCCUGGUGGCCUGGCCCAUGCUUCUCCUCCCUCUGCUCCUGGCUGGGCUCUUCUGAGAGCUCAGCUGGGCACCCAGCCCUGAAGCUCGUGUUCUUCCCUCUGACGAUGGCUUCCAGUCACUUUUCAACUCUGCUGGAUCUCUCUCCAAUCAACGUAGAUGGUCUUGGUGUUAACAGACUCCAGGCCAGGCUAGGUUUGGGGGAAAAAGAAGAGCUUUCCCUUGUUAGCAUUCUCAGUGCCUUUGUAUUCCUCCUUUUCUCAUGGUGGGGGCCCCCUGGCGCCUGGCCUGGCCUGGCUCAUUCAUUAGCAGGAUCUCGAAAGCAAAUUUGUUUGGUGCUUCUGUGGCUCUAGCCUUUACCAGAAGCAUAGCACCUGUUCAUAACAUCAGGGAAGAGGGGCCAAGUCAGCAGGGGGAAGGGGAAGGGGAAGGGGAAGGGGCAGGGGGAGGAGCUUGUAAAAAAGGUACCUCCCAAGGCCUUCCCAAGCACCCCCUGUUCUGACUGCUGCUGAAUUGAACAGGCUGACGCUUGCUUUCAUCUCGCUUCCUCUGAUGUAUUUCCAUCAUGGUCUCAACAAUUGCCAUGGGGACACGGGGUAAAGGGGCCACUUUUGGAGACCCAUGUCUCCCCUGAUCCCUGCAACACCACAGACACGCUCUGACAUGCCCAGAGCUACAUAAACCCCCACCACUGGGACCUGGAUGCUGGAAGAACUGCUCAAUUUGGGUUCAGAGAUACUGUCACCCCAGAGCACAUCUCUAGCUGUAAACAGUGAUGCGCUGGCUCUGAAGGCUUAAGCAGGGAGGCCCAGCAUAAAACGAUGCAUCGACUCUGCCACAAGGAUAUAGCAGCAGAGCCUGGGAGAUGGGUCAAGUACCCUUCUGGAAACCUUUAUGAAUCCUCAAAAAGCACUCCACAAAGAUGCCACAGAUAUGGAGUGUGUCCCCUCCCCACAGCUAUGCAUAAGACCCCUCCACGCCGGCCUCAGGGAAGAUGACGGGAUCUGGGCCAGGCCACCCAAGGCAGAGCCUGUUUAUCUGCCAGGAGGAGACUUUCCAAAGUGCGGUGUUGUUCAGAGAUGGUGUGGUUGCAAGAAACAGAAACCCACUCCAGCGGACUCAGGCCAAAGGGGAAUUAGUUAUAAGGUUACAGGAGCACAAAGACCAAGGAACCGGCUGCACAAGGAAAACCACGAGAAAUCAAGUUUGUCUGUCCUUCCAUCUGUCACUCUUCCUGAAGCCACACCGCACUGACAUCUGCCUAUCUUUGUGUGUCCCUUCAUUGCCCCCUCUCUCUGUGAACCUAGCUUUACCCAUUCAUUCAUCAUCCUUGAUUAACUGUGGACAUUGCAGCAUCACAUCACUUCUUAAUUCAGGGACCACAGAGACUGUCUUGAUAUCUUGGUAUCCCACAUCCAAACUGCACAGGACUUGUGCAAUUCCGUGCUUGGAUCUGAGUGCUUCCCCUGGUCCAAUCAUUGAGGCCCGGUGAAUGGGCUCCCCUGGCACCGACAUAGCCAACGGGGCCAACCUGAGGGGACAGGUCUCAGAUAAAUGAGGAUGUUCCUUGGACGGACAUCCCAAAAGGCCACUAUGAUAACGGCUACUUUAAAGAGAGUUUCCUGGGAGGAAUCGUGUCCUGUUUCCCAGUAAGUUAGAGGACUCAUAACCACUGUCUUCCAAGGGAGGUGAUAUGUGAGGCAUGGAUCUGAAAGGAGGUCAGGAGGCAGGUCCUCACCUUUUCUGCUCUCUGAGGCUCAUCUUCUCCCUUCUGUAGAAUAGAGGGGCUGGGCUAGAGCAAGAUUCACAACAUGCAGAGUGGACCCCUUUCUCUAAAUACAAGUCUAUGUGAACAUCCAAUAUACAGAGAGAUUAAAAGCAAACAGACUCUUGUCAAUGUCAAGUGAGGGGCUUACCUCUUUCAUUCUGUGCUUCCCUCCUCAGGCCCUCAAAGAAACUCCAUAACAACCCACAGAGUUGCCAAGGGCAAAGGUUUGGGAUGCUCUGGGACAUCUGACCUCUAAUAUCUCUUCCAGUGUAAAGUUUGUGGGAUUCUACUUAACUAGACCCAACCCCAUCUGUCUGUCUGUCUGUCUGUCUGCCCGCUAUCUAUCUAUCCUUCUAUCCAUCUAUUCAUUUAUCUCCUAUUUUCUCUCUCCCUCUCCAUCUGCCUGCCUACCUAUAUGUCUAUCAUCUAGCUAGUCACAGCUUUUUGUUUUCUAUAAAUGGGCAUGUUACGCAAAUAACAAUCUCUGAAUACUUAGUCUACUUUGUUCAUUCGAUCAACACUGAUCUGCUGAGCAACUGUCAUGUUCCAGGUCCAAGAUCCUGGGUAAAAUAAUGAAUGAAACACAGUCCCUGCACAAUCUGGUGGAGCACAAACAUACACUCACACACACACACACCCGCUGACCCUCAGACGCAGGGCCCACACCCAUGCCAACGUACACAUGCCAACAGAUACACAUUUCAACUUCACCUGCCCAAAGAUACAUGUCACACACACAGAUCCUUCCCUGGGUCCUCCAGCCCAGUCUCUUACGUAUUUAUUGCCAUGAAUAACUUAGUAACAGCCAACAUUUUAACAUGUCCUCUGCAUCAGGCAUCAUGCUAGGUGCAUGGUGGACACUAUCAUUCUGUGUUCAUAUUAGAUACUCAAGGUGUAUGUACUUUUUUUUAUCCCCAGUUUAGAGAUAGGUAAAUCAAAGCUUAAAGAAUUACUCAUCCAAGGGUUUAUCGCUUUUAAAUGCUGUUUUCAGGGCUUGAAUUUGGAGCAUGUGUCAUAACUAGACACUGUAUAUUGCCUCGUUAUACACAAAGCACACACACACACAGAGGCACUCAUAUAUGCACACGUGUACCACCUUAUAUACAUGCAUCCCCCUGCAUACAGACAUGGGAACAUAUACAUACACACUGACGCUCAUAAGUGGACAGACAUACACAUUUGCCUACACAGAGGCCCUCACACGUGCACAGACAUUGAUAUUCAUGGACACACAGAUGCUAACAUGCACACUGAUUUACGUGUGGUCAUGUAGAUGCAGACACAUACCCCUUAAUACAGAAAAAAAAAAAACCCAGGAACACUCAUGUCCUGUGCUACACACAUACACACACACACACACUCAUAGAUACGUGAACACAUGCAUACAUACCUACGAGACACAGGACCUGGAUACAACUCCCCAAGAGCCAGGACUCCGACCAUGUCUACUCUCCUGUCAGUUUUCCUCUCCUCCAUCCCCAGUCCUGCUCAGCUGGGCUCUGAGACAAGAAGUCCAACCCAGGAGUCACAGUGAAAGUGGAUUCUAGACUCAGCACCUGGAAGUUCUGGAAUAGAAGGAUGACAGAGACAGUGAGAAGGAACCUGAUCUACGUUCAAGGAAAACUGGUCUCUUUGUUUCGGGGGCUGAGGUGUGGGGGGCCCCUAGUAGCAGUGGGUGGAGGAUGCAGAGAUGAACAGGGCAGCCCUGCCCUCUAGAACCUUAGAGUUGACUUGGGAGAGCAGGGCAUGCAAAGCCAAGCAGUGUGAGGCUGACACAGACAGGACUGCAAGAUGGGGAGAAAGGAGAGCUCAACUCAGCCUGGGAGAAGAGGGGAGGAUUCCAUCCCAGGGAGUUUAGUCCCUUCAUUCUCCAGAUGGAAGUUGAGGUCCCAAAAAGAGAAGUAGCAUGUCCCUUCUUCAUCCUACAAGGGGGCCUAGAGGGGUGCUGUAACCAGCUGGGCACGAGGGGGCGUGAGAAAGGCGGUCCCGUGAAAACUGAUCACCUGAAGGGAAUUUGGAAUGAGGACCUCAAAGGAUAAAUUCUACCCAACCCAACUCAUUUCAUAAUCUCUCCCCACCCCCUGCUUCUUCUCCAACUUCUUUCUUCUGUAAAGGGCUAGAAACCACCCUCUCCUUUCCUUUCUCAUCACAGUAGGGUCUCCCUUCUAAAACUACUGAAUCCAUCCGCUUUUCUUCAACGUCAUUGACCCCAAUCUUCUCUGCGCUACUUCCCUGGGCCACUAGGAUAGCUUCCUAACUGCUCUUUCUCCAGUCUCACCCCUCCCAGUCCGUUCUCUACUCUGUAGCCAGCCAGCAUUUAAGGCAAACUCGCUUCUCUCUUUAAACCCUGUCCGCAGCUCCUUACCUUCUACAGGAUGAGGUCGGCCUGCUGGCUGACAAAGUCCUCCACUGUCUGAGCCCUGCCUGUCUCUUCAGCCUUAGAUCUUACACGCUGGAGAGCAGACGGGGUAUCUCUUCAUACCCCGUGUUCUGGCUGCUCUGAAUGUCCCACGGCUCCCUGACCUGUCCCAUUCCACCUGUGCUGCCUCUGCGCGUGCUGGUCUGGCUGCCUGGAGGGCCCCUUCCUUCUCCGGGGAUGUGCCCCUAACCAGCUUUCGGGUCAUUUCUCCUGGGAAACCUUCCUGGCCCUCCUCCCUAGUCUAGAGCUGAUCACACUCAGCUUUGAGACCCCUUCUCUACAGAACCUCAUUUGCACAUGCCUCAUCUGCAUCUGAAAUGAUCUGAUUUACCCUUGCCCCACAUCCCCCACCCCAGACUGUGGGUUCCCUGAGGACAGGGGCUUUGCCAUAUUCACACAUUACUGGCUGAAUGAAUGAAGACAUGGGCUGCAUCCAUUUAUUUAUUUAUUUAUUUAUUUAUUUAUUUAUUUAUUUAUUUAUUUAUUUAUUUAUUUAUAUUGAAGUACUGUCAGUUACAAUGUGUCAAUUUCUGGUGUACAGCAUAAAGUCCCAGUCACCCAUAUCCAUACAUAUAUUUGUUUUCACUUUUUUUUCCAUUAAAGGCUUUUACAAGAUAUUGAACAUA